AUGGUGUGGGUGACGGUGAGUGAGGAAAAUGAGGAAAACAUGAAUGAUCUCUCAAAGAAACCCGAGUCACCUGGUGAAGUUGACGCCCUGAAGAUGAGAAACGUCUGCGCCGGCCUCACGUUCAGACCCCCGGAGUGUUCCAAAGAAGCCCCACGAGUACUCUCCCAGCCCUAUUUAAACCUCACUCCACCCAAGCCCAUGAGAGCCCAACAGCACCCCAGUAUUCCGCGUUCAACCCCAGGAGCGUUCCCAAAAAAGCCCAUCCUCCCAGGAAUUCCCCAGACACUCCAGCCCCACGGAGCGUUCCCCAAAAAGCCCAAUGAGUACUUUCCCCAGCCCCAGACUCUUCCCCAGCCCUUCCCAGCCCACCAAAGCCCCGAGAGUUAUUUCCCCAGCCCUAAACUCUGCCCCAGCCCUCCCCAGCCCACCAAAGCCCUGUCAGUGAUUCCUAAAGCCCCAAACUCUGCCCCAGUCCUCCCCGGAAUUCCUCAGACCCUCCAGCACCAGUAUUUCGCCUUCAACCCCCUGGAGCGCUCCCAAAAAACCCCAAUGAUCACUUUCCCCAGCCCCAAACUCUUCCCCAGGCCUCCCUGGCCCACCAAAGCCCCAUGA
This is a messenger RNA of Eriocheir sinensis (Chinese mitten crab), 612 nucleotides long. RefSeq lists its product as uncharacterized. Bases 1 to 612 code for a protein of 203 amino acids. Lineage: Eukaryota; Metazoa; Arthropoda; Malacostraca; Decapoda; Varunidae. The record is from RefSeq and is a predicted model, not a curated record. The transcript is spliced from 4 exons.